Messenger RNA from Phyllotreta striolata, 2391 nucleotides. Lineage: Eukaryota; Metazoa; Arthropoda; Insecta; Coleoptera; Chrysomelidae. The record is from the annotation of a GenBank genome assembly.
AUGACUGGUGAUAAAUCCCGAAUAGAACGAGUAAUUGAUGAAAUUAAUUCAAGAAAUGCCAAGAAGAUCGCUUUGUUGUUAGUUAUAGGAUUUGCUUGUUUUCAUGGCAUCUUGCACUUGAGAUUUGGUACAAAUUCUUGCAAGUGGCUUUUGUCUGAUGGACGUUAUAAAGCAGACGAAGAAUGGCAGCCGUACGGAUGUAUGCUACACUUAUACACGAAAAUUGACACAAGACGAUGCCUCCGUUACAUAGCUUACAUUGGCUUGGAAACAAGAUUCGUUUUCAUGGGAGACACUAGAAUAGCUGAACUCUAUCAGUCAUUCAUAAAGCAUUUGAAUCAAGAUGAAGAAACCAGUCAAAAACCGCCUAGUCAAUUUACCAAUUUAACCCACAUCGAUAACAAAAUGAAAAUCAGGGUGGAUUUCAUUUGGGCGCCCAUGAUUUCGAAACAAAUGGUAGAAACAUUCAGAAAUUGGAUUCUAUCUGACCACCCUCCGUCGGUAAUAGUAGUGGGUAAUGCUUUGUGGCCAAUACAAGUUGCAAACAUGUCAAAAUUCGCUAUAGAUCAAUAUCAAAGAAAUAUUACGAGACUGGUACAACCUAUAGAUCUUUUGUACCAAAGAAAAACGAGAGUACUGUGGGCACUACAAGCACCUGUAAACGAAGAGAAGCUGAAACCUGACCAACAGUUGAUUACAAACGAAAUGAUAGAUGAAUACAAUAAGGCAGCAAUAGAGGUGUUGUCUCACUCGUCAGCGGAUUUAUGGUGGAGUGCCCGUUUGAUCGGUCAAGGGAUGAUACAAGAAAGUUCGGAUGGAAUCCACCUGGCUCAAAGGGCUCAAGAGCACAGUACUCAGAUACUUUUUAACAUGUACUGCAAUGACUACAUGAAUUUUAACGACGGAACCUGCUGUAGUUCAGUUGAACCGAGGACCACCCUGCAAAUUGUCACUUUCGCUGUGAUGGCUCUAUGUGUCGUCGUAACGUUGAUAAUAGUAUUAAGAAGAAUAGUUAAAAAAUUCAGAGGCGGUAGAAACUACGAUUACCAACGACUUUCCAAUGCCGAAUUCCAAUCACAGGUAUCCUCUAAUAGUAACUAUUACGAGCUUUUUAAGGCUCUAUCCACGAUGACGCUGAUAAUGGCGUACUUUUUCGUAUGCGAUCGUACGAAUUUCUUCAUGAAGGAAAACAAGUAUUAUUCGGAAUUUAGUUUUUGGUUGCCGAUCGGUUACAUUACAGUAUUAGGUUUGUUCUUUAUGGAAGAAAGUAAAUUCAAUAAGGUGCUCCACCCCGAUCAAUUGAACGAGUGGAAAGGUUGGAUGCAAAUAGUCAUAUUGGUGUACCACGUCACCGGAGCUUCCAGAGUUCUUAUGAUUAGCAUGCACAUUAAAGUAUUAAUAUCGGCGUAUUUGUUCUUGUUAGGUUACGAACAUUUCUCUUACGUUUGGUACAGAAACGACAUAGGUAUAGUCAGUUUCUGUACGAUGCUCUUUCGGCUCAAUUUCAUGACUGUAACGUUGUGUUUGAUCAUGAAUCGACCAUAUCAGUUUUACUAUUUCGCUCCUCUGUUAUCGUUUUGGUAUGUAAUGGUAUAUUGCUUUGUGGCGUUUCCACCGCACAUUACGUCCCAAAGUUCCGAGAACAACGUGGUGCAAUAUUUUUAUCUAGUUAUUAAGUUUAUUUGUAUGUGUUCUGUGAUUACGAUUCUGUUUAUGUCGGAGGUUUUUUUCGAAAAGAUUUUCGUCACCAGGCCCUGGAAGGCUCUGUUCGUUACCACCGAUGACGAUAUACACGAGUGGUGGUCGAGGUGGAAAUUGGACAGGUACUCCGUUAUGUGCGGAAUGGUUUUCGGCGUUGUAAUGAUUCUGUCUCAAAGGUACAACGUGUUCGAUGAUAAUAAUCAUUCAAAUUUGUUUUCGAGGGGUAUAGCUUUAAGUUCUACGUUGGUAGCGUUCACUGGUAUAGGUUCUUAUAUUAUGUUUACGUAUUUCUGUAGAAAUGAAUUGGAGUGUAGCGAAAUUCACUCGUACAUCGUUUUUAUUCCGAUAGUUAGUUAUAUUCUUCUAAGGAACGUAUCGGGGAUAUUGCGAACGAGGUACUCGAGUUUGUUUGCUUGGUUCGGGGAAAUUUCAUUGGAAUUGUUCAUUAGUCAAUAUCACAUUUGGCUAGCGGCCGAUACGCACGGUGUGUUAGUACUUAUUCCGGGUUAUCCAGUUCUAAAUCUUAUAAUAACAACUUAUAUAUUCGUUUGUGCAUCGCAUGAAGUUCAUAAUAUCACCAAGGUUUUAUUGCCUUAUUACGUUCCCAACGACUGGAAAUUGGCACUGAGGAAUUUAAUUUUGUUCCUUGGUGUAUUAGUACCAAUCGGUAUCAAUGAUGGAAUGUUUUGA